UUACCCAAAGAAAAGAAGAGAAAGUUUACUGUGGAAACGGAAAAGAGUCACCGUCGUUGCUCUUUUCUUGAGUUUCCAGUAAACAAGUUCGUAAAUAAAAUAAAAUAGAUUAAGAUUAUUUUAAUCGCCUUGGUUACUAAUUCUUUUGGUAUCGCCUUCCCUUUCCCAUUUGUUACGAAAUCCUUUCACCGAAGUUGGUAGAAUUUCAGAAACCAUUCGAAUUCGCUGAGCUUUAUCGGCGAUUUGAAGACCCUUCGUUUCAAUUUUAUCUCGCUUUUUCAAUUCCAGAAUGGCAGAGAGUUCAGAUGACGAAUCAUUGUUGGCUCGCAUAGAACAACUGGAACGGGAGCGUGAUGAAUUACACAAGGAUAUCGAACAGUUAUGCAUGCAGCAAGCUGGGCCUGGAUAUCUUGCUGUAGCUACCCGAAUGCAUUUUCAACGGACAGCUGGAUUGGAGCAGGAGAUUGAGAGUUUGAAAAAGAAGUUGGCCGCUUGCUCAAGAGACAAUCUAAAUCUGCAAGAGGAGCUUUCUGAGGCAUACAGAAUUAAAGGUCAACUUGCAGAUCUGCACAACGCUGAGGUUUCGAAGAACAUGGAAGCUGAGAAGCAGGUAAAAUUUUUCCAAGGUUGUAUGGCUACUGCUUUCGCUGAAAGGGAUCAAGCAAUAAUUGAGGCUGAAAAGGCCAAAGAAAAGGAGGAGACAGUGUUGCAACAAAUACAUGGCAUCCACCAGAGGGUAGAGGAGCUCACCGCAGAUUGUCUUAAACUAAAGGAAUUUAAUGAUGCUCUGCAGAUUGAUCAAGCAGUACAUAUGAAGCAAAAUGAAAACUUCAAGAAAGUAAUUAAUAAGUUCUUUCAGAUCAGGCAACAUUCUGUGAAGGAAUUUGAAGAUACAAGUUGGGAUGAGAAAUGUGCAUGUCUUUUGGGUGACCCUGAGGAGGCUUGGAGUUUCAAUGAUGCUUCCACCUCUAAAUACGUUAGUGCAUUAGAAGAACAGCUGGAGAGACUUAGGAAUUCCAUGGAAUAUCUUCAAAAUAAACUGAGGGUGGGCUUGGAAAUUGAAAAUCACUUGAAGAAGAGAGUCAACGUACUGGAAAAGAACCAAAUUUCUAUGGACAAAGUGGUUCAGAACGGCAUAGCAGACUUGAAACAUUGUCAUUCUAAGUGUAGGGAUGAAAUUAAGAACUUACUUGGUGAUGGAGAAUCCAUUAUUAAAUCCAUAACCAAUGUGAUUGAUGAAAAAAUCCAGAGUUUUGAUCUGAGUACCGUACCAAAUUUGACCCUUCAAAGAGAUGCAGAACUAGAAGAAUCUGAAGGUGUUGAUAUACAUAUAAGUCCUCAAGCUAAACCUAUCUCUGAGUACAAGAGGAACAGUCCUUGGGCACUGUCAGUGGGUGCUAGUUUAGAAGGUGAUGCAUCAAAUGUUUUAGCAAUGGCAUUGCAACAGAAGGUUGAUGCAUUAUUGCUUUUAUCACAGCAGGAAGAGAGACAUCUACUGGAGAGCAAUGUGAAUUCAGCCCUACAAGGAAAAAUUGAAGAACUUCAGAGGAACUUGUUGCAGGUUACUAAUGAAAAGGUGAAAGCUCUCAUGGAAUUGGCUCAAUUGAAGCAGGAGUAUCAAUUACUUUUGGAAAAAUUGGGUAAUGAACCUAAUCAAGAGAAAGGUGUAGUCAACACUGGAGACAGAAAGCUUGUUACUCGUGAAAGAGAUGGAACUUUAAAGAACUUACUGAAGAAAUCCUAUUUGAGACGAUGGAUUGCCCCCCUGGAUGUUAGUGGAAAUGAAGUUGACUGUAGUUCAAAUAAUGAAGGGAAAACUUUCAAUCAUCAAUCUAGCGGCAGUAUAGAUUUCGCAAGAAUGAAGAUUGAAAAUGCAACUCUUAAGGAAAGCAUGGAAAGCAUGGAACAUUUAACUUCAUCAAUUCAUAGGCUUCGUCUCUCUCUUUCAAAGGCCAAGGAUUGUGUGACUUCGGAAGGUACAAUUUCUGGUGUUUCAGAAAUCCUUAGUGACGUAAUUCAUGAAGCAGAACUUUUGAGGACUGCUCUUGGCAGCUCCUUGCCAACCAGCUGGCCUGUUGAGGCAGAUAUUAGUUACAUUGGAUACAGCGUGGGCACUGACAGGGGAGAUCACGAAGGCAGUGAUGAAAAGAUGGAUACUGUUUCUGCUGCAGGGCUUGAAAUGGUUGAGCUUUUGAUUUUUUCGGCUCAGAUUUUGAGGGACUUGCAAACCAAGAUAGUAUUGGUUCCUGGUAUAAAAGUUCUAUGAACAGCUCUGUCUGUGAUAAUAUAAGUCAUCUUAGGUGCUUUGUAUAUUCGGCUGGUAGUUGAAACCUGUCCUGCUUUGAUCCUGCAGGGUCAUGAAUCCUGUUGUGUUUAUAACUCAUGCACCUGCACUUUUCCUUGCCCCUAAGCCUAAGAUUAGUCGCAUGCCAAUUGUUUUGCGACUAUUUCACUACUCAUGGUUUCUAUGACUGCAUUCAUUCCAUUAUAUUGUGCUUUUGAAGAUUGUUGUACUU
Vigna unguiculata (cowpea) is the source of this 2516-nucleotide messenger RNA. RefSeq names its product myosin heavy chain-like protein (gene MEE13). Lineage: Eukaryota; Viridiplantae; Streptophyta; Magnoliopsida; Fabales; Fabaceae. The record is from RefSeq and is a predicted model, not a curated record.